Molecule: messenger RNA, 780 nt
Organism: Caenorhabditis remanei
Lineage: Eukaryota; Metazoa; Nematoda; Chromadorea; Rhabditida; Rhabditidae
Exons: 1
Coding region: 1-780 (259 amino acids)
Source: RefSeq, a predicted model, not a curated record
AUGUCCUUUGACACCUUAGAAGGGUGGAUUCUGACCCGGGAUUCAGAUAUCCGUCACCUGAUGUCCUUUGACACCUUAGAAGGGUGGAUUCUGACCCGGAAUUCAACUAUCCGUUACCUGAUGUCCUUUGACUCGUUAGAAGGGUGGAUUCUGACCCGGGAUUCAGAUAUCCGUUACCUGAUGUCCUUUGACACCUUAGAAGGGUGGAUUCUGACCCAGGAUUCAACUAUCCGUUACCUGAUGUCGCUUGACUCCUUAGAAGGGUGGAUUCUGACCCGGGAUUCAGAUAUCCGUCACCUGAUGUCGCUUGACUCCUUAGAAGGGUGGAUUCUGACCCGGGAUUCAGAUAUCCGUCACCUCAUGUCGCUUGACUCCUUAGAAGGGUGGAUUCUGACCCGGGAUUCAGAUAUCCGUCACCUCAUGUCGCUUGACUCCUUAGAAGGGUGGAUUCUGACCCGGGAUUCAGAUAUCCGUCACCUGAUGUCGCUUGACUCGUUAGAAGGGUGGAUUCUUACCCAGGAUUCAGAUAUCCGUCACCUGAUGUCGCUUGACUCCUUAGAAUGGUGGAUUCUGACCCAGGAUUCAGAUAUCCGUCACCUGAUGUCGCUUGACUCGUUAGAAGGGUGGAUUCUGACCCGGGAUUCAGAUAUCCGUCACCUGAUGUCGCUUGACUCCUUAGAAUGGUGGAUUCUGACCCAGGAUUCAGAUAUCCGUCACCUGAUGUCGCUUGACUCGUUAGAAGGGUGGAUUCUUACCCAGGAUCUCACCUUCUCACCAUAA